UCUGAUACAUCCAGUCGUGUGGUAUUGUGCGGCGUGCAAGUACAAGCACGCAACUCAGACGCAGGAAAGUUUAACUUGUUUUACAUGUAUGGUCCUUGAGACAUUUUAUUUUUUCGUUUCAUUAUGUCUUGUGUGGCAGGAAAAACUAUUUUAGUUACAGGAGCAGGUCAAGGCAUUGGAAAAGCACUGUGUCUGAAAUUGGCUGAUAAUGGUGCAACUGUCAUAGCACUGUCUCGCACUCAAAAUCAUCUUGAUGAGUUGGUGCAUGAAAAUUGUAACAUUCUGCCAGUCCAAGUUGAUCUGUCAAACUGGCAAGAAACAAAACAAGCUCUGACAUGCAUAAAUAAUAUUGAUGGGCUAGUGAAUAAUGCGGGCAUUGCACUAAAUGCUCCGCUUCUGCAAAUCACCGAGGAACAAAUUGACAGAUCAUUCAACAUCAAUGUGAAGGCUUUGAUUAACGUUACGCAGACAGUUGUUCCCAAGAUGAUUGAAAAAAAACAAGGAAGCAUCGUGAAUGUUUCUUCUCAAGCUUCCUUGGCUGGAUUAGCAGAGCAUACUGUCUAUUGUGGAACAAAAGCUGCCGUGGAUGGUUUAACUCGAGCUAUGGCACUAGAACUAGGAGAACACAAUAUUCGAGUAAAUACUGUUAAUCCAACAGUAGUGAUGACAGCAAUGGGGAAACAAGUGUGGUCAAAUCCUGCCAAAGGCAACCCUCUAAAAGAAAAAAUCCCACUACAUAGAUUUGCAGAGGUAGAUGAUGUUGUUGAUGCAAUAAUAUUCUUACUAAGCGACGGGUCUAAAAUGAUCACUGGCACAAACUUACCAAUUGAUGGUGGCUAUACGGCAGUAUAAUUUUUGCAUCCGAACAAGCAAGUAACAAUAUUGCACCACUGUUUCGGAGGAAAAUGAUCACAGUUCUUAGUAAAGAAGAUUUGAAAGAAUUCUGAGUUCCACUGAAGGAACUUCUCAUUCUAUUAUUCCCCAUCAGAGUAAGAAUGUACCUAAUUUCAUCAGACUCUUGUUUAUGCAAAAUAAUAAUAUAGGUUAUAGCUGUCUUUUUGUUUGGUGUUGGCUGGAAUAACUUAAAUUGUAGAGUACGCAGGGCGCUGUUGCCUUUUAGAGAGAUUAAAUAAAUGAGGUUAAAUAUAUUAAAUGAGGAGGUGACUCGAGUCACCGUUUCGGUAUACCCCACUUUACGAUGCUAGUCUCAAUUUUUUUUAUUUGAAAAAGUUUAAAAUCAGGGGAUCAAUGCUUUCUUUCAUUUAAGAUAUGCAAAUUCCUUAAAAAAACGUCGUGACAAAGGUCCAAAGUCACUAACUUUUAUUUUCUUUCAAAAAGAGACUGCAGAGAACCCUGACGGAAAAUUCAGAGACUACAUGGUAACUUUAAGAUGUUACUGAAGUUGUCUUCAGCAUAUCAUUUGUCGAUAUCUUCAAAAAAAUGUCUAUAAUCAAUCUGCAGAACAUCAUUAUGCGAUAGUUGGAAGAAAUCCUUAUUGAUUCAUGACGCCAUUAUGUUGUUGAUUUCUUGAUUUGUGAAGUUCGAAUCAUCGAAUGAUGCUGUCUACAUUUUUGUUCUAAAAUAACAAAGAUAAAUUUUGCUGAA
Bemisia tabaci is the source of this 1605-nucleotide messenger RNA. RefSeq names its product L-xylulose reductase. Gene Ontology annotation, molecular function: L-xylulose reductase (NADPH) activity; carbonyl reductase (NADPH) activity. Lineage: Eukaryota; Metazoa; Arthropoda; Insecta; Hemiptera; Aleyrodidae. Gene Ontology annotation, biological process: glucose metabolic process; xylulose metabolic process. The record is from RefSeq and is a predicted model, not a curated record.